AUGAUCUGUUCUUAUCAGUGCCUUUUCCCAACGACGGCAACAUGUUACUGGACACAAGUCUACAUCGGCGUGCAAUCUUUUAAUACGCUUUCUGUAUUAGAUAUAACUUCACGUAAAGAUUCAUGCAAUACUACUUAUGUAUCAUCGAAAUUAACUUCAACUAAACAUUCUUCAACUAACACUUAUACACCAUCAGAAAUAGUAAUUCAAACUGUAGAUCAAUAUACUGAUACUGUUACAUUAACAGAAACAAAUGUUGUACGCAAUCAUCUAUCGAUUUAUCUCGAUCCAGCAUUUAAGGAAAUUCUAAAGAAAUGUUCGUCAAUUGUUACUGAUAGAUCAAUAAAAGCAGCGUGA
Messenger RNA from Rotaria socialis, 357 nucleotides. The record is from the annotation of a GenBank genome assembly. NCBI's taxonomy places the organism in Eukaryota, Metazoa, Rotifera, Eurotatoria, Philodinida, Philodinidae.